AUGGAUCGCCGCGAAAUCACCCUGGAGGCUGACAAAACCCAUCAAAAUCGUCUCUCCAGCGUCACUGAGGAGGAGGAAGAACAAGAUCCGGCUUACACAAUUGUGACCGUCCUGGACAAAGUGGCCAACAUUGUGGACAGUGUACAGGCGAGCCAGAAAAGGAUAGAGGAGAGGCACAGGGAGAUGGAAAACACCAUCAAGACCAUACAGAUUGACAUUUUAAAGCUUGCCCAGGCUCAUGGCAAUACAGGCUACACGGUGAACAAGUUGCUGGAGAAAACCCGCAAAAUCAGCUCCAGCAUGAAGGAGGUGCGGGCGCGGGUGGAGAGGCAGAGCACCAGCGUGCGGAAGGUGGAAGCCAAACAGGAGGAGAUGCUGAUGAAAAACAAAUUCCGGGUCGUAAUCUAUCAGGAGGAAAGCGAGUGUCCUUCAUCUCUCUCUGUUAUCAAAGAGAGGACAGCAGGUGAAACUCUAGAGGAUGAUUUCUUCCCACCUGAUGAUCUGUCUUCUGACGAAGAAUAUUAUAUCGAAGAAAGCAAAGCAACCCAGUUCAAGAAGUCAGGCAUGAGGCGCAUAGAUGAUAUCAAAAAGGCAUUUUCAAGGGAAAAUAUCCAAAAGACAAGACAAAAUUUUGGCAAGAAGGUAAACAGGCUUCGGACUAGGAUAGUGACCCCCGAGAGGAGAGAGAGGAUCAGGCAGUCAGGAGAGAGACUGAAACAAUCUGGCAUAAGGAUCAAGAAAACUAUUUCACAAGCGGCACCAACAAAGGAGACGUUCAAGAUCCAUAAAAGAAAUAAGGAACGAACAGGAGCUGAAGGUCAGGAGGGGAUCCAGGAGGCCGGUGUGCACAUAGCCUCAGAGCUCCCAGCAGCAGAGCCCUUCACGGAAGAAAUCUCCUACACUGAAGUGAUCACUAAAGUGAAGAAAGAUAAGAACAGUGCAACAAAAGGUGCUUCCCAGUCAACUGAAAAAGGAGCCACAAUCCCAGAAGUUGUUCUUAAGCAGGAAGGAAAAGAAGGAGGAGGAAGUGAUGAUAUCCCUUUGCUAGACUUAAAGCAAUCAGCAUAUGGAAUCAAUUAG
Messenger RNA from Colius striatus (speckled mousebird), 1080 nucleotides. It is a transcript of the gene CAVIN4, whose product is annotated as caveolae associated protein 4. Gene Ontology annotation, cellular component: cytoplasm; caveola. NCBI's taxonomy places the organism in Eukaryota, Metazoa, Chordata, Aves, Coliiformes, Coliidae. The transcript is spliced from 2 exons. Gene Ontology annotation, biological process: regulation of gene expression. The record is from RefSeq and is a predicted model, not a curated record. The coding region runs from base 1 to 1080 and encodes 359 amino acids.